Physella acuta is the source of this 3180-nucleotide messenger RNA. Its product is annotated as alanine--tRNA ligase, cytoplasmic-like. The record is from RefSeq and is a predicted model, not a curated record. Gene Ontology annotation, biological process: alanyl-tRNA aminoacylation. Gene Ontology annotation, cellular component: mitochondrion; cytoplasm. NCBI's taxonomy places the organism in Eukaryota, Metazoa, Mollusca, Gastropoda, Physidae. Gene Ontology annotation, molecular function: nucleic acid binding; aminoacyl-tRNA deacylase activity; alanine-tRNA ligase activity.
UCAAAAUGGCAGCCUCCAUCCUUUGAAUGUCAAAACACACUGAUGUAACGCUUUAUGUUGACAGGCCUAUACUGCUUAACUAUGCAUGGACUUAUUUUUAAAAUCUUCAAACUUCAGACUCAUUACUUCUGUGUAUACCGCCAUGCUUCUUGGAGUUCACACUCCGUUAGAGCUACAUUUGUUGAGUAUUUUAAAAGCAGGGGACAUGAAUCUGUUCCUUCAUCCACAGUUAUCCCAAAAAAAGGGGAUGGAACAUACUUCACCAACUCUGGGAUGAACCAGUUCAAGCCAAUUUUUUUAGGAGAGUGUGACCCAAGUAGCAAGUUCUUCAGCUUAAGCCGAGCUGCAAACAGCCAGAAGUGUAUCCGUGUGGGGGGCAAACACAACGACCUGGAUGAUGUGGGGCAGGACAUGACACACCACACAUUUUUUGAGAUGCUUGGCAACUGGUCGUUUGGUGAUUACUUUAAGGAAGAAGCUUGUGCUAUGGCCUAUCAGCUGUUAACCCAAGAAUACAAAGUCCCACUGAACAGGCUGUACUUCACAUAUUUCUCUGGUGAUGAUGCCAUGAAUGUACCAGCCGAUACAGACUGCAGGAAUAUUUGGCUAUCUUUAGGUGUUCCAAAGGAGCGUGUUCUUCCAUUUGGACCCAAAGAAAACUUCUGGGACAUGGGAGUUACUGGCCCCUGCGGCCCUUGCACUGAGAUCCAUUAUGACCAUGUUGGCAGUAGGGACGCGGCCCAUGAGGUCAACACAGGGUCAGCCAGUGUUGUGGAGAUCUGGAACCUUGUCUUCAUGCAGUACAACAGGUUAAAAGACCAGUCUCUCAAACCAUUACCCAAAUGUCAUGUCGACACAGGCAUGGGUCUGGAGAGAAUGACAGCAGUUUUAAAUGGCACCACAGAUAACUACGCCACUGAUCUUUUUACACCACUACUUGAUUAUAUACAGAAGACCUCUGGGUGCACCCCCUACUGCAGCAAGCAAGAUGACCUUAACAUAGGGUACCGUGUGUUGGCUGACCACGCCAGAAUGUUUACUGUUGCUAUCAGUGAUGGACUGCUCCCCAGCCACGACAACCUAGGGCACAAGCUGCGUGGUAUCAUCCAUAAAUGUAUUCACAUAUGCCGCGAGACUUUCCGCAUUGAUCCACACGCUGUCCUACCAUCUCUGGUGUCACUUGUGGUGCAGUCACUGGGACCAGUAUAUCCGGAGUUGAGGCUCAAUGAAAAACAGAUCUGUGAUAUUCUAAGGGCAACCAUACAGCACCAUGACAGGUACAGGGAACAAGCACUCAAAAGUUUCAACAAAAUGCUGGCUCAGUCUGGCGGUAUAAAACACAUUACAGUUGAGGAGAUGGUUGCACUAGAGAGGGGCCUGUAUGGCAGCAACAUUUCUAUAGAAGUCAUCAGUGAACUUGCUGCACUCAAUGACCUCAGUUUGGACCUGGACGGCUACGACAAGUUCAAGCAGAAGGUGCCACAGUCCUCACCUUCACCUUUGACCUCACCAGUAGACAGUGCUGCCACCCUACUGGACCAGAUGGUGUCUCUGGGAGUCCCUACAACAGAUGAUGGCUUCAAGUAUAAAUAUAUUUCACUGGGGGAUGGAGUUUAUGAUUUCUCUGUGAGUGGAGUUUGCGCCUGUCAUGUCCUGGGUCUGAGCACCACCGCAGGUGUGACAGAUUCCCUGGGAGAGGGGGAGAAUGGGGCAGUUAUUCUUGACCGGACGUGUUUCUACGCUGAGGCCGGGGGUCAGGAUUCUGAUGUAGGACAGCUGCUGUCUGAGACAGGCACAUUUGAAGUGUCUAACGUCCAGAACAGACGAGGCUAUAUUGUUCACUAUGGUCACAUGACCAACGGCAGUUUUACCACUGGGCAAAAAGUUGAACCAAGUAUCUUCCAGGACACACGAGAAGGCUGCAUGAGAAACCACACAGCCACACACCUCCUACAGGCUGCACUGGCCCAGGUUCUUCCCACAACACAACAGCAGGGGUCAAGUGUCAUGGCUGACAAGCUGACCUUUGACUUUUUGGCACUAACACCAUUUGAGUCAAGCUUUGUUGAGCAAGUGGAGACAACUGUACAAAAGAUUAUCAAACAAGAGUACCCAGUCUCUAGGAGAGUGAUGUCCCUUGAUGAAGCUCUUCAGUUGCCAGGUUUAAAGAAGUUACCUAAUGAGGAAUAUCCUGAGAGUGUCUCAGUGAUUUCUAUUGGACCAGAGGGCUCAAGUCAUGUGAUCUCCGUAGAGCUUUGUGGAGGAACGCAUGCUUGUAACACAUCUGACCUAGAAAACUUUUGUAUAACACAUGUGUCAACCAAGUCACAGAACACCAAGAGAAUCACAGCCGUCACAGGUCCAGAAGCUGAGCAGGCUCAUGUAAAUGGACAAGUUGCCAGAUCAAUGGCUGUUGUGCUUGCAAAUCUACUAGACAAGCGUGUCAUGAGUGAGAUGGAAUUAAAAAACCUGCAAAAAGCCAUCAAUAAAGCUGAUCUGUGUGUGGAUGCCAGACUUGAAAAACUUGAACAUGGUGUGGCAGGGCCUAAACCUGAAACAAAAUUCAUAAAAGCUCUGGAAGACACUAAAAAGGUGAAGGAUGUGGUGGCUGGAUUUCUUGACACUCUUGAUCACCUGUUGAACAAAACCUGUGACCUUGAGGACAGUUUAAAAAACCUGAUCACAGGACUGAAGAAGUGCCACCAGCUGGAGCUGCUACCUAAAUAUGUCAGGGAUGAGGUCCACAACUGUACAGAGAAGUUGGAGUACAGGGUGACAGAUUUGAGGAACAAGAGGAGUAACAGGAUGCUACAUCAGAUGAUCAAGAAUGGAACAGAAGUUGACCAACAUGUGACCACUGUACACAUUGAUGAACUAGACCUCACUCCUCGGCAGAUUUCCAAAAGUCUCUCCCAGCAAAACUGGGAUCAAUGUAUUGUGUUGGUAAAAAAAUCAGCCAAAAUUUCUAAUGUUUUCAUCACCUUGCCAUUGCAGAAAGUUCAACCACCGACCCAGCAGGAAGUCAAUGAUCUGUUGGCAAAGCUGAGCCAGUUGGGUCCUGCAAAGGUCAAGCUGACCUCUCAGUCUAAUAAAGUAGCAGUGUACAGCUGUACUGUCCAGGGGGAGGGGUCUGAUGUUUCUGUGGUCAGUGAUUGGGCUGGACAGUUACUCAAUAAGUAA